Messenger RNA from Myotis daubentonii (Daubenton's bat), 5383 nucleotides. It is a transcript of the gene PKD2L1, whose product is annotated as polycystin 2 like 1, transient receptor potential cation channel. Gene Ontology annotation, molecular function: calcium channel activity; calcium-activated potassium channel activity; sodium channel activity. Gene Ontology annotation, biological process: detection of mechanical stimulus; potassium ion transmembrane transport. Lineage: Eukaryota; Metazoa; Chordata; Mammalia; Chiroptera; Vespertilionidae. Gene Ontology annotation, cellular component: membrane. The record is from RefSeq and is a predicted model, not a curated record.
GAGGAGAUAACCAACUUUAGGAGUGAAGAUGUGGUUGGAUUCCAUGUCUUAAUAAAGAAUCUAAUGCAAGAGUUCAAGCUCAGCUCAACUCACAUUCCAGUGACCAUGAGGGAUAAUGAUUACUUAAGUCUUAACAUUUUUUGCAGUGUUGCAAUUUUCUCCUUGUUUGGUCUUUUAACUCGGUCCGUUUCCUUGUGCAUAUUAGCAGUGAAACAUUUCUUAAUCUCAGAAAACCAUGUUUGAUGCAGGGACCAGAAGGGGGGAGAGAGGUGGACAUCAUUGUUUCGUUUCUCAGCCUCAGAAAUGCAGGUUUCCUGCUGUGUAUCCUCAUAGCACCCUGUACUUCUCCCUGGCAGAACUUUUUAUGGUUAGAAAUGAUUUGUGUAGUUGUUUAGUGCCUAUCUUCUUCAACAGAAUGUUAAGUAUCUGUUGGUUUAAUUUACUGCUUCAUCACUAGAGUUAAGUACUGUCCCUACCGUGUAGUUGGCACACAAUAAGCAUCUGUGGAAUGAGAACUCAGGAUGGGAAAAUAUGUGUCUCCUGUACUAGGGACCUCAGAACUGGGCCAAGGAGGUGCCUUGGGUGAUUGCGUUGAGUCCCUGACAUGAUGCUGGAAGAGUGAGCACCAGAGGGAUCUUCCCUGGUGCUCCAGUCUCCCUCUUCACAGGGACAUUCAGUCACCCAGGCCUCAUGUGAAAUUUGGUGAGUGGCUCUGAGGGAAAGAAGGAUUGCAUUCUCUCAGGUCCUCUUUCCCUAGACUCUCUGUCAUACAUCCCCUUUCCUCUCCUGCCUUUCUUUCUUCUCCCUUCCCCUUUCUUUCUAGCCUGGUGUCUCAAACUCCCAUGGAGCUCUUUUCUUCCCCACGCCAUCACCUCCAACAGGUGGCCUGACUUAGCACUCCACAUCAUCUACAGACCUCUGAUUGCCACAGCUGAAGUUUUGCUGAUGGAUUGCAUCAGGACCAUGUGAACACUCCAUGUCUGGACUACACUCAGCAAGGAGAUGUGGUCAUGGUCUCAGACCCAAAUUUCCAGGCAACUAAAGAUUAACUUCCUCAUUUUUGUUGAUGGUAUCAUCUGCCUCCCAUCACAUGGGUUAGAUUGGUUCCCUCUAUCUGUCAAUCUUCUGUAGAAGGCAUAGACCAGUGGUUCUCAACCUGUGGGUCGCGACCCCUUUGGCGGUCGAACGACCCUUUCACAGGAGUAGCCUAAGACCAUCCUGCAUAUCAGAUAUUUACAUUAUGAUUCAUAACAGUAGCAACAUUACAGUUAUGAAGUAGCAACGAAAAUAGUUUUAUGGUUGGGUCACAACAUGAGGAACUGUAUUUAAAGGGCCAGAAGGUUGAGAACCACUGGCAUAGACACAUGGACUUGGAUGUCCAGGAGGGUCUUCUAGAAAGGGAGGAAAGCUGAGGGUCUCAUUUAAAAAUUUCUUUUAUUAAAAGAUGGCAGCUGCAAAUAGUAUUCCAGCAGGACUUGUGAAAUCGGGGAGGUGCUGGGAAGGAAGUAAAAGGCUAAAGUGGGUCAUUUUUAUGGGGUUACCUACAGCUUCUCUUUGAGGCCCCUGAUGAAGUAGAACAAAAUGCCAUUUUCUUGGCUUCUGAGCUGGGACAACUGCAGCAGAACUUCUUUACAUCCAAACCUUCCAAUGGAUCUGGCUUGUCCAUUCUGAUGUUUUGAGAAGCUAGGGCUUGUAGAAGCCCCUGGUGCAGUGCAGUGGUGUUUGUUAUAUAAAGACAGGCAGGGGAGGACUCUCUGGGGCUUAGCCUACUCUGGUCUGCUUGCUUGGUCCAAACUCACACGUUUGUUGUUGCUGAAAACUUGGGCUACUCAAAUUUCAGAACUUUUGCUAUGCAGAUGACUCUGGUGGUAUAUUGGUGAAGGUUAAGCUCUUAUAGAUAAGUGAUUUCCAAUGUCUUCCAUUGAGAAUAAUUGCCAUAGCGAGAUAGCACUACUUAGAGAGUGUAUCCUAUUGUUUAUGUUUAUUGGGGUGGAAAAGGUUGAGAGUCACUAUGUGGAAUACGGAAGGUGGUUUGCAGCUUGCUUCUUCCUGUCGAAUCUGGACUAUAAAUGAUCCCCAAAUUCCUUCCUCUAGAACAGCGGUUCUCAAUCUGUGGGUCGCAACCCCUUUGGCGGUCGAACAACCCUUUCACAGGAGUUGCCUAAAUAUAUCUCGUAUGUCAGAUAUUUACAUUAUGAUUCCUAACAGUAGCAACAUUACAGUUAUGAAGUAGCAACGAAAAUAAUGUUAUGGUUGGGGGUCACCACAACAUGAGGAACUGUAUUCAAGGGUCGCAGCAUUAGGAAGGUUGAGAACCACUGCUCUAGAACAAGCAUGUCAAACUCGCGGCUGGUGGGCUGCAUGUGUGACAUGCUUGCUCUAGAAUAUGGGAGGUGACUUAUUCCAGGGGAACUUAUAUGGAGAAUUUGCAGGGAGGUGGACCACAAGUUUUUAUCCUACAGACUUUGAUGUCCCUAGGCUCUUUGUCAGGGCCCAGUAGAUCCAAAUAGCACAAAGAAUCUGUCUGGGAGGGGAAUUGUGUAAAAAGGGAGCACAGUGAUGGUAGAAAUGGGGUAAUUCUCUUCUCAAUGCCUGAACUAGGAGAGCAUGUGACCAAAAAAUUCAUCCCAGUGAAGCAAUGGGACCAAUGCACCAAGUAGACUAAGGGGCAUCAUCAUUAAGAUGUCUUUGGAAUUUGAUGGGCAACAAGAAGGUGCUUUCAUUCCAGGACUUUUAUAAUACCCUCACACUGAAAUGACCUUAUUCUGUCUCAUUGGUGUCAGCUGAAAUGGAAUGGGAGUGGAUGCAGAAAGUUCUGGGACUCUUGUGCCCCUGGGAAAACAGCAGCAGAGUCCUGGAUGAAGGUAUAUACCUUAAACCUGAACUGCUGUGCAUGAGCGGAAUGCACAAGGAUGGAUGCUAUGGACUUUGGGGGACAGCCCUGACUGAGAAUACAGCUGAGAACCGGGAACUUUAUGUCAAGACCACCCUGCGGGAGCUUUUGGUGUACAUCGUGUUCCUGGUGGACAUCUGUCUCUUGACCUAUGGAAUGACAAGCUCCAGUGCCUAUUACUACACCAAAGUCAUGUCUGAGCUCUUCUUACAUACCCCAUCAGACACCAGAGUCUCCUUCCAGGCCAUCAGCAGCAUGGCAGACUUCUGGGAUUUUGCCCAGGGCCCACUACUGGACAGUUUGUAUUGGACCAAAUGGUACAACAACCAGAGCCUGGGCCGUGGCUCCCACUCCUUCAUCUAUUAUGAGAACCUGCUGCUGGGGGUUCCAAGGCUGCGGCAGCUGCGGGUCCGCAAUGACUCCUGUGUGGUGCAUGAGGACUUCCGAGAGGACAUUGUGAGCUGCUAUGACGUCUACUCUCCGGACAAAGAAGAGCAGCUCCCCUUUGGGCCCCUCAAUGGCACAGCGUGGACAUACCACUCACAGGCUGAGCUGGGGGGCUCCUCGCACUGGGGCCAGCUCACAAGCUACAGUGGAGGUGGCUACUACCUGGACCUUCCGGGAUCCCGGCAGGGCAGUGCGGAGGCACUCCGGGACCUUCAGGAGAGCCUGUGGCUAGACAGGGGCACUCGGGUGGUCUUCAUCGACUUCUCAGUCUACAAUGCCAACGUCAACCUUUUCUGUGUUCUGAGACUGGUGGUGGAGUUUCCAGCUACAGGAGGUGCCAUCCCAUCCUGGCAAAUCCGCACAGUUAAGCUGAUUCGCUAUGUCAGCAACUGGGACUUCUUUAUCGUUGGCUGUGAGAUCAUCUUCUGCAUCUUCAUCUUCUACUACGUGGUGGAGGAGAUCCUGGAGCUCCACGUCCACCGACUUCGCUACCUCAGCAGCAUCUGGAACAUUCUGGACCUGGUGGUCAUUUUGCUCUCCAUUGUAGCCGUGGGCUUUCACAUAUUCCGAACUCUUGAGGUGAACAGGCUGAUGGGGAAGCUCCUGCAGCAGCCAAAUACAUACGCCGACUUCGAGUUCCUCGCCUUCUGGCAGACACAGUACAACAACAUGAAUGCCGUCAACCUCUUCUUUGCCUGGAUCAAGAUAUUCAAGUACAUCAGCUUCAACAAAACCAUGACCCAGCUCUCCUCCACGCUGGCGCGCUGUGCCAAAGACAUCCUGGGCUUUGCUGUCAUGUUCUUCAUCGUAUUUUUCGCCUAUGCCCAGCUCGGCUACCUGCUUUUCGGGACCCAAGUGGAAAACUUUAGUACUUUCAUCAAGUGCAUUUUCACUCAGUUCCGGAUCAUCCUUGGGGACUUUGACUACAAUGCUAUCGACAAUGCCAACCGCAUCCUGGGACCUGCCUACUUUGUCACCUAUGUCUUUUUCGUCUUCUUCGUGCUUCUGAACAUGUUUCUUGCCAUCAUCAAUGACACAUAUUCAGAGGUCAAGGAGGAGUUGGCUGGACAGAAGGAUGAGCUACAGAUUUCUGACUUCCUGAAACAGGGCUACAACAAGACCCUACUGAUGCUGCGUCUCAGGAAGAAACAGGUUUCGGAUGUGCAGAAGGUCCUGCAGGGCGGGGAGCAGAAGAUCCAGUUUGAGGAUUUCACAAACACCUUGAGGGAACUGGGGCACAAAGAGCACGAGAUCACUGAGCUCGCAGCUACCUUCACCAAGUUCGACCAAGAUGGGAAUCAUGUCCUGGAUGAGAAGGAGCAAAAACAAAUGCAACAGGACCUGGAGGAGGAGAGGGUGGCCCUCAAUGCUGAAAUUGAGAACCUGGGCUGGUCCAUUGUGAGGAGUUCACCAGGCAAAUUGGGUCCAGAGGCUCCCGGAGCAGGUGACUGGGUUUCAGGAGGAGAAUUCUACACGCUCGCAAGCAGAGUUCUGCAGCUGGAGUCUGUCCUGGAAGGAGUCCUGGCUCAGGUUGAUGCUGUGGGCUCAAAGCUAAGCAUGCUGGAGAGGAAGGGGCAGCUGGCUCCCUCCCCAGGCAUGGGGGAGCAGGCAUUUGGGAACACCUGUAGCCAGCCCCAGCUGUGAUUCCAGACCCCUGGGGAGUCGAGGGUGGGCAGGACAAUGGUGGGGGAGGGCUCCAAAAGCAUCAGACAGCAGGCUCCUCUCUCACUGCCUUCCCAGAGGCCCCCUCUGCACAUUCCCUCUAUUUCUAGGGCAACGGUUCCCACCAUUGCUGCCGCCAAGUCCUACCCUGUGCCUGGCCUUUGAAGCCCAUGUUUCUGUGUGUAACCGAGCGUCAUGCUGAGGCUUGUGACUCAGUGUUUCUGUGUGUGGCUCUGCAGCUCUGCAUAGCUCUGUGAAAUAGUAUCUCCCACUGGGCCUCUCACACCCUGUGCUUCCCAUCUCUGCUGUAGUGAUUAAACAAACCAUCAAAAAGGUCAAUAACAAACAGAAUAAAGGAAGGGAGGGUAAUGAUUUCCCCAA